ACUUUCUCCUUUAAACUAAUGACAGUACAAAGACUCAGGACGCGUUCUGUCCUCGCGCAAAACGAGCUCCGAACACUUCCGCUCCGCUCUACCGUCAGCAGCAUCUCUCCUCGGCGUCUCCUCCGUUAACAUUCCCUCUGCGUGCAGACCGCGCGUGAUGGCCGCGUAUAAGCUGGUGCUGAUCCGCCACGGCGAGAGCUGCUGGAACCAGGAGAACCGAUUCUGCGGCUGGUUCGACGCCGAUCUGAGCGAAACCGGAGCGGAGGAGGCCAAGAGGGGCGGCCAGGCCCUGAAAGAUGCAGGUUAUGAGUUUGACAUCUGCUACACAUCUGUGCUGAAGCGUGCCGUCAGGACCCUGUGGCUGGUGCUGGACCGCAUCGAUCAGAUGUGGCUGCCCGUGCAUCGCACCUGGCGUCUGAACGAGCGGCACUACGGCGGCCUGACGGGCCUCAACAAAGCCGAGACGGCGGCCAAACACGGCGAGGCGC
Sinocyclocheilus grahami is the source of this 488-nucleotide messenger RNA. RefSeq names its product phosphoglycerate mutase 1-like. Gene Ontology annotation, molecular function: intramolecular phosphotransferase activity. The annotation marks the transcript as partial. Lineage: Eukaryota; Metazoa; Chordata; Actinopteri; Cypriniformes; Cyprinidae. Gene Ontology annotation, biological process: glycolytic process. The transcript is spliced from 2 exons. The record is from RefSeq and is a predicted model, not a curated record.